ACCUCAUGUUUCUUGUCAAAAGGCUGGUUUAAAAAAAUGAACAAUUGGACGCCGUUCAACACUGACAAACCCGUGCGUGUGAACAACACAAAGACAAUGAUGCCGGCAGGAAAUCCCCGCGUGACAGCAACUCCGAAACACUUCGCGUGCGCAUUGGCACCGUUUCCGCGCUCCACCUGGAUUCACCCACUUGUUCCGCACGACAACUUCGACCGUGUCUGCAAAAACAUCUGGAGAAGAGCAAGCGAGGCCGAGCAGGCGCUCGGCGGAGGAGGACAGAGAUCACCCGGGAGCCAGAGGAAUAGAGCCCGCAGGGCACCAGACGACGACACGCCGAGUCACCGGGCCGAGGAGCAGCAGAAAGAGGCAAGUGAUUUGGGUCUGCGCUCACGAUAUGAGGAGGACAAGUGGCAAUACCACGAAGCCUUCACCCUUCCUUGCCCUUAUCUCUCAGGCCAAAUACAUCCCCAUGUUGCAAAGCCUGCACGGGAACUGAACCCUGUGAUAAAGGAAGAGAUGAAACGAAAUGAGGAGGGAAAAGAAAACGUGUCACGUCCGGAGGAUGAUGCCGGAGAUAAACAAAGCAGUGUGGCAAAUUCCGUUACGAAGAUUUGGCUCCCCCGAUCCAGCAGCAGCGUAGACAAACAGAGCUCUGCUCCGGAAAAUCAACCUCCGGUGACAAAUCCCGUCUGCUCUGCCGCCGAGGGCCGCGCCCUGUGCCCGGGGGAUGAGGAAGAUCCUCCGCUUGCUCCAUGCAAAAGUGAAGAUGUGAAGGACACAAGUGGCAGUUGUGACAGCAAUUCCAGCGAUGAUGACAGCGAUUCUGUGACUCUACCCGGGGUGAGAAGUCGUGGCACUGAUGACAGUGAUGAUGACUCAGAGAGGGGAAACAGUGACUGUGAUGAAGAGGAAAAUAAGAUUCCAUACUCAAUUAAUGAAUUAAGGCAUGACAGAGAGCAGGAUUCUCCAUCUUCUUGCACAGAGGAGGACUUUGCACCACCAUCUACCAUAAAGUGUGUCAUUCUACCAUGUGCCACUGAGCUUCCUGCCUCGGGGAAGAUGCAUAGCCAGUGGGAGAUUCCACUUUUAUUCUGCCCACAUGACAUUCCCACUGCCACUUUUGCAAACGACAGGACCGCCCAUGCUCCUGUCCAAGGCAAAGCACCUCAGGCAAACUCUCGAAACAACGCAGCAGCAGCAGCAGCCCCAACGCAGCAGGAGGCUUAUGACCUACUGGCUGACUUCCCAGCUCUGCAGCCCUCAAAGAAACCUCUAGCAUUGGGUGUAUUCCGUGAUGGGAAUCCCAAGACCAAAGGUGCAGAGGGGAAAGGAGGGCAUACUCGAUCACAAAACCAAUGCCAAGAGAGCAGGGCUUUCCAUGAGAGGAGGAUGGCAAAUGUGUCCCACAAGGUCUCCUCCAUCUGUAGAGGAGACCACAAAUAUCUGCUGGACCUGCAAACAUUUGACCAAGGCAUAUCUCCUGCCAUCAACUGUGAGGAACUGAAGGCCAACAACCAGCCGCCUCCUAGAGUUGCAGCUACAGAUGGCGUGGCUGCUAAUGGCAGGUCCUGGGCUUGCGCUGCCAAGGCGGGCAUGACACGAGCAGCUGCCCCUCAGGAGAUUGGCAGACCUUAUACCCUUCAGCAGAUAGUUGCCAUUAACCGAGCCAAAGCCAAGUAUUCUGCUGCUCAGAACUUCCCCAACCAAGUGGUUCCCUGCUGUCAUGGGCCCCGAGCUCACAACCAAAAACCUGUUCGACCCGAUUACCCUCCAACAUAUCAGAAAACAGGAAUUAUGGGGAGGCUUGCUUUGAAGAGGAUAUAACUUUGCAGUGACCCCCAACAAUCACAGCACUGCUCAUCCCGUAUUAUUGGUCUGUUACACACCAUUCACAGCUGAUCUGAGGCUCACUCUAAUAUCUUUUAAACCGAGCUCUUUAAACCAAGCUAUUGUUGUUACCCAGCUCUCCCUUGCCAUUUUCUACUGUAACUGAACCAACACCACAGUAAAAGACUUAUCACACCUCUGUAUUAUAUAUAUCUAUUAAAUAUUGUUGCAGUUGCAGCUAGCACA
Molecule: messenger RNA, 2073 nt
Organism: Cyclopterus lumpus (lumpfish)
Lineage: Eukaryota; Metazoa; Chordata; Actinopteri; Perciformes; Cyclopteridae
Exons: 6
Coding region: 37-1824 (595 amino acids)
Source: RefSeq, a predicted model, not a curated record